AUGGUGGACAGAGUGGGGAGUGGAUGGAAGGGAUGGUGGGGAUGGUGUGGAUCUGGGGAUAGUGUGGAUGGUGGGGAUGGUGGGAUGGUGUGGAAGGGGACGGUAAGACAGGUGUGGGUGGUGGAGAUGGUGUUGAUGGUGCGGGAUGGUAGGAAUGUUGGGACGGUAUGGAUGGUGGGGAUGGUGGAGGUGGAGAAGAAUGAUGAGGAUGGAGUGUAUGGUGAGGAUGGUGAGGAUGGUGUGGAUGGUGAAGAUGGUGGGGAUGGUGGGAUGGUGUGGAAGGGGAUAGUGGGAGAGGUGCAAACGAUUGGUGUAAGUGAUUAUGGUAGAGGUUGUGGCGCUGUUGUUAGUGACGGGUAUGGUGGUAAUGGUGCUCCUAGAAAACGUCUGCUUGUCGACGUCUUCUUUACCAUCAACAUCGUCGUCUCCAUCGUCGUCGUCGUCGCAUCGAACUUUUAUUAUGAACAGGUUUCCGUCAAUCGCUAUCGGACGUGGUCGCUCCUCGGUGUUGAUGUCAACGCCACGCAUGCACACAGAACGAGACAAUGUACCAGAGAGGUGAGAAAGAAUCAAUUAAGUGCCGAAGAAAAUUCCUCGAAAGAAACGGAAAUGAUGUGCCAUGCAACCACCUAA
Molecule: messenger RNA, 633 nt
Organism: Cylicostephanus goldi
Lineage: Eukaryota; Metazoa; Nematoda; Chromadorea; Rhabditida; Strongylidae
Source: the annotation of a GenBank genome assembly